Messenger RNA from Trachymyrmex cornetzi, 486 nucleotides. RefSeq lists its product as uncharacterized. Lineage: Eukaryota; Metazoa; Arthropoda; Insecta; Hymenoptera; Formicidae. The transcript has a single exon. The coding region runs from base 1 to 486 and encodes 161 amino acids. The record is from RefSeq and is a predicted model, not a curated record.
AUGUACAUAAAUGACCUCAGGAACGUAAUAACGCAUUGCAAGCACAUCCUGUAUGCCGAUGAUCUACAUUUUCCUCCACACGAUAUAGCGUCUGCUGUUGAGAGGGCGAGGGCUGACAUUGCUGUGAUGGAGUGGUGGGUCCUUAGCAAUCGCCUUUCAUUAAAUGUCGGGAAGACUAAGGCGAUUCUUCUGGGUUGCGCCAGAUACACCAAUGCUCUUUCACUAGCGAAUAUUGAUCUCGAGCUGCACGGAGAGUCAAUUGAAUUGACGGACAGUAUCAGGAAUCUCGGCCUCAAAAUUAGCGGGACUCUAAGCUGGUCAGAUCAUGUCCAAAGCAUUGCAAAUCGAGUCAACGGUGUACUCUGGGGACUUAAACGAAACAAAAUCUGUCUGUCGGUUCCGUUGCGCACCCAGUUCGUCUCGGUGUUGAUAUUUCCGAUAUUCGAUUACUGUGCGGCAGUACUAACUGAUCUCACCGGUCAGUAA